AUGCCGCAGACCAAAUCGAGUGCAAAAGCCAGUGAUGCUUCUGCGACUGCGCAAGGAACGUCGACCUCUUCACGUCCAAUUUCCGUUCUCUUCGUCUGUCUGGGCAACAUCUGCAGGUCCCCAAUGGCCGAAGCCGUCUUUGCAUCAUUGACUGCCUCGAACCCUGGCGUAGCGAGGAUUGAUUCUGCUGGUACUGGAGCGUAUCAUGCUGGGGACUCGCCAGAUUCUAGGACAAUGGAUACUCUAGCAGAGAAUAAUAUCAACGACUACGAUCACGCUGCCCGCAAAAUGGUAGCUACCGACUUUACGGAUUUUGAUUACAUCUUGGCCAUGGAUGAGGACAAUCUAGACGAUCUGGAGAGUAUGAGGAGACGGCUGAUGAAGAAGGAUUCCAGCGCCGCAAGCCAUAGGGGUCAAUUAAUGCUCUUUGGGGAUUUUGGGGGCAAGAAGGGCGAGCAAGUUGUUGAUCCGUACUAUGGCGCUCGUAAUGGGUUCUCUGUUGCCUACGAGCAGAUGGUCCGUUUUACAACUGGUUUCGUCGAACAGGUCCUCACGAAAGUCGAAAAUCCUAAGAAUGCAUAG
This is a messenger RNA of Bacidia gigantensis, 582 nucleotides long. RefSeq lists its product as uncharacterized. Gene Ontology annotation, molecular function: protein tyrosine phosphatase activity. The record is from RefSeq and is a predicted model, not a curated record. Gene Ontology annotation, biological process: protein dephosphorylation. The transcript has a single exon. NCBI's taxonomy places the organism in Eukaryota, Fungi, Ascomycota, Lecanoromycetes, Lecanorales, Ramalinaceae. Bases 1 to 582 code for a protein of 193 amino acids.